This is a messenger RNA of Hippocampus zosterae (dwarf seahorse), 2610 nucleotides long. It is a transcript of the gene zmpste24, whose product is annotated as zinc metallopeptidase, STE24 homolog. The record is from RefSeq and is a predicted model, not a curated record. Gene Ontology annotation, cellular component: endoplasmic reticulum membrane. Bases 274 to 1677 code for a protein of 467 amino acids. Lineage: Eukaryota; Metazoa; Chordata; Actinopteri; Syngnathiformes; Syngnathidae. The transcript has 9 exons. Gene Ontology annotation, molecular function: metalloendopeptidase activity. Gene Ontology annotation, biological process: CAAX-box protein processing.
UUCCUUUCCGGAUCUUUUAUGCUGUUGAACUGACUCAGCUCUCAUGUAUUGAAGUGUCUUUAGUUACGAUGGUGGCUUAAAACCAACUCUCUGUGAACGUUUUCGUCACUUUUGGGUCGAUUUGACGUUUGUAAAAGCUGUCAAUUGAAUAGAAUAGUACGUCCGGUUUUGUGUAAAAUUUGUGUGUUAGCAGCGAACCAGGUUGACGGUUAAUAACGUUGCUGUUAGCCUGUUUAGCUAGUGAAGCGGUUCUGAGAAAAAAAAAUAGGAAAAAUGCUGGACUUCAUAAGUGAGCUGCCCGUGGAGAAGCAGAUAUUUUAUGCUGUUUUGGGUUUUUCGUGGACAGUGUAUUUAUGGGAGGCAUAUCUUGCACAUAGACAGCGAAGGAUAUACAGGUCAACAACACGUGUUCCACAAGAGCUUGGCAAGAUAAUAGAUUCUGAAACAUUUGAGAAGUCCCGACUUUAUCAGCUAGAUAAAAGCAACUUCAGUUUUUGGUCUGGUCUCUAUUCAGAGACAGAAGGAACGCUGAUCCUGGUCCUGGGGGGGAUUCCUUUACUGUGGGAAAUCGCCGGCGCAGGGACGAAACGCUUAGGAUUCAGCCAGGAGUAUGAGAUCACGCAGUCUCUUGUGUUUCUGUCUCUCGCCACCCUGUUCAGUGCUUUCACUGGCCUUCCCUGGAGUUUGUACAACACAUUUGUCAUUGAAGAAAAGCACGGCUUCAACCAGCAGACACUGGGGUUCUUCAUCAAAGACACAGUGAAGAAAUUUGCUGUGACUCAGUGUAUCCUGCUGCCUGUCACCUCGCUGCUCCUCUACAUCAUUAAGAUUGGAGGCGAUUACUUCUUCAUCUACGCUUGGCUCUUCACCCUGGCUGUUUCUCUGGUCCUCGUGACCAUCUACGCCGAUUACAUCGCUCCUCUGUUUGACAAAUUCACGCCUUUGCCGGACGGGGAGCUGAAGACGGAGAUCGAGGCCAUGGCCAACAGUAUCAGUUUCCCUCUCACAAAGGUUUAUGUCGUCGAAGGUUCCAAACGGUCUUCGCACAGCAACGCAUACUUCUACGGCUUCUUCAAGAACAAACGUAUCGUGCUGUUUGACACACUGCUGGAGGACUAUUCCCCCCUCAACAAGGGAGACGAGGCAAAGCCCGAGCAACCAGAAAAUGUCGAGGUUCACACCGAAUCCAAAGCCAAGCCAAAGCACAAGAAACAAGGAUGCAACAACCAAGAGAUCCUUGCCGUUUUGGGUCACGAGCUGGGUCACUGGAAGCUCGGUCAUACUGUCAAAAACAUUGUCAUCAGUCAGAUGAAUUCCUUCCUGUGUUUCUCUCUGUUUGCUGCCCUCAUUGGACGUAAGGAAUUAUUUGUGGCAUUUGGCUUCAAUGACAGCCAGCCCACUCUCAUUGGCUUGAUGAUUAUCUUCCAGUUCAUCUUUUCCCCUUAUAACGAGCUUCUGUCCUUCUGCCUGACGGUCCUGAGCCGCAGGUUUGAGUUCCAGGCCGACGCUUUUGCGCGCAACAUGGGCAAAGCCUCUGAGCUACACUCAUCCCUCAUCAAGCUGAACAAGGACAACUUGGGCUUCCCCGUGGCCGACUGGCUCUACUCCAUGUGGCACUACUCACACCCGCCCCUGCUGGAGCGCCUCAGAGCGCUGGGCAACGUCAAGCAGGACUGACGGGGCUGGAAUGGGGAGCGGCGAGCACUGCCUCCUCCCAAGGGCCUCCGGAGACCCCUACUGGCCCUGUGACACCUCCCCCAAAUCUUAUUUUAUCCUGUUUUAGUAAACGAAUUUAAUGAUUUACUUUUGUGUUUGUUUUAAAUUGUAAAACAUCAGAAUAAGGCAGCCAAAAUAACUUGAAUGGUGCAGAGGCGUCGAGUAAGCACACUGAAAGUACGCGGGGGCAAUGUGUGUUAAAUUGAAUUUUGUCACUGUACAACUCACGUUUGGCAGAUUGGCUCAGGAUAAAGGAUUUGUGCGCUCUGUACUACCGCUCAGGCGUCAUCCCUGAGUUGGUUAUGUGUAGUUUGAUAGCCAAUUAACAUAAAAGUUAGACGUGGCGAAGGACAUGUGACAGCUUCACAGACACCCAGGUCACAAUAUUUAAGUCCUCGCUUCUGUUGCCAGUCAUUCUCGAACCAAAUCAAGGCUAUUAGUAAUACUUAAGUUCACAGUUUUAAAAAAGAAAUGUGGGCCAUAUGUGUAUGUUUUCUUAAUGUGCCUCCUAAUUGUCUUUCUUCUGAUACUUGACCCUGUUAGAGACACAGCAGUGCUGACAUUUUUAUUUGCAUCUGAAUUUGAAUUGUGAUUUAGAAUUUUCUUUGGAGAAGGGAACAGGUCUUCUCAUGCACCUGUUUGCUAACUGGGGUCCAAUGUACAAUGUGUUACCAUGCAUUCGUGUGUUGAUUUGUGGAAAAGAAAAAAAAACAUGAAUGUGGUUUUGAGGUUUAAAUUGAAUGUUAUGUUUUCUUAAUUAUGGAGGUCUUGAAUGAACCCAGAGUUGCCAGGCGAUAUGUUUAUAAGGGACAUUACUGGGGGGAGGGUCUGUGAGGCUUCUUAAGACAGGUUUCAAGACCAUCACUUUGCUCAAUAAAACUAUUCCAAACCAUG